GACUAUUUACCGAUGCGACCUGACCUGCUGAGUUAUUCCAGUAUUUUUAAGUGUUGCUCUGGAUUCCCAGCAUCUGAAGAAUCUCUUGUGGAUAGGGCCAUUCCUGCCGCUUUGCCCCAACGGACUACAAUUCCCAGCGGCCAUCGGGCAACGCGGCCGUCGAGCGGGCAACGGACGGGCUGUGAUGGAGAAAUGAAGAGGAUCUGACUGACUCCUCCCAACCACACUGGAAAAUGAAUUACUUCGGGGUGCUGAGUCUUGCUACCUGCGGAAUAGCCAGGAGUUCUCUGAAGCAGUACAAUGGUGCACUCCUGAAGGAGUUGGUAUCCUUGCAACACAGUUACUGUACUUCCCUGUGCCUCCAUGACCAGAAAAAGGACCAAAGCAAAUAUGAGAAGGUAGACCAUGAGAAAUAUGCCUCCUUGGUCCGCUCUGUUGUGUCAACAAAAGUCAGUCCGCAGGCUCCUGAGACACUGCUGGGAGAGGAUGACCUUUUGUAUGGACCUGUCAUCAAAUCAAAGCUGGCUGGGGAAGAGCUGGCACCUGUGGGCCUCCUGAAUCUGCCUCCGUUGUUGAACGGUGAGCGGCACUGUCCUCAGCGUGAGCCAGAAGCUGUUGUCCAGCCACCGCUGAGGAUUCCUCUGCAGAGGAACAGUGCCAAGACCAGGCUGCCCAGCGUAACACAGAUCCUGCAGCUAACCAUGAGCUUGGAGCAAGCCUUUUAUCUGGAAAGAUGGAGACGGAGGAUGAUGAAAGAGUUGGGCCCAGAUGGCUUUAAAGCAUACACUAAAAACAUUCUCAAUCGAGGGCGGCUUUUCCAUUCUGCUUUAGAGGACGCUCUUCUCUCAUCCAAAAUUCCGCAGACCAGCAAUGAGGAUGUAGCAGGGUACUUGCAAAGUGUAAAGAGUGUCCUGGAAGACGUUAAAGGAACCAGAGUAUUGGAGAGUGCGGUGAAUCACCUGCCUUUACAGUAUACAGGCCUGGUGGACUGUGUGGCUAAGUAUCGGGGCAAGCUGUGCGUUAUCGAUUGGAAAACCUCAGAGAAACCAAAGCCUUAUUUUCGAAACACCUUCGACAACCCGCUGCAGGUGGCAGCAUAUGCUGGGGCCCUCAACCACGACAACAACUAUGACUUCCAGGUUGAGCAGGGACUAAUCGUGGUGGCUUACAAGGACGGCAGGCCAGCACAUGCUCACUUCAUGGAGCCAGAGCUGCUUCUCACUUGCUGGCAGAGGUGGCUGCUUCGGCUGCAGAAGUACCAGGAGAAGAUCGGCACUCCCACAUGAGAGAGGCGAGUGACUGGGGAAAACAACACCAUGGCUCCGUCCCCAAAUCGACUCCAAGUCAGAUCAUUAAAUAUAGUCGAGAAUGAGUUCAAGUUCAAGAUUUUUUUUAGAGGUCAAGGGAUAUGGAGAGAUAGCAGGAACAAGGCAUUUGGAUGAAUAGCCACCAUUAUAUCGAACAGUAGAGCAGGCUUGAAGAACUGAAUGGCCUACUCCUGUUGCUGUUUCCUGAUGUCCAUAACUAUUACAUAAGCUCUAGGGGAUUUUGAACCAGCCUAAGAAUGUGAGGAGACAGAUAUCAAACCAUGUCUUUCUAUCUGUUAACAGAACUAUUAUGACUAGAAAUCUUCACUAUGUACCGUUUCUAUUACUGCAUCCUCGACCAGCUGUCACCAUGAACUGUAAGGUUUGGUGACAUCAUCAGCGGAUGUAGACUGAAGCUCAAGACUCAGUUGUGGAGUAGUUACAGCAUCCCACCAAGUACACUGCAGACAAAAUGGUAAUAAAUAGAUGCAUUUCUGACUAGCAAAGCAGAAGAACACAUACUUCAACGUCUCUGCUUUUAUUAGGUGCAAGGUUUGUCCCUGUAAGUGAAGUGUAAAGAAAUUGUUUUGUGCUGUGUGCCCUGAAGCAAUCCAAACACCUUCAGCAGAAAAACAGGAAAAGGGCCACUCAGCUUAUUGAGACCAUAUCAGCUCUAUGUGAGACCAAUCCAUCCAGUCCCAUUCCCCCAACCUGUCCCCUUAACCCUGGAGAUGGUUUCCUGUCAGAUGUAUCUUGGUCUAUAAUUGAAGCGGCCACUACUACAUCUGUGUACUGUAUUCACAUCCUGAUGGCUCACUGUAUAAAGUUGUCAUUUCCUA
Messenger RNA from Hypanus sabinus (Atlantic stingray), 2146 nucleotides. RefSeq names its product mitochondrial genome maintenance exonuclease 1 (gene mgme1). Gene Ontology annotation, biological process: mitochondrial DNA replication. Gene Ontology annotation, cellular component: mitochondrion. The coding region runs from base 234 to 1286 and encodes 350 amino acids. The record is from RefSeq and is a predicted model, not a curated record. The transcript has 5 exons. Gene Ontology annotation, molecular function: single-stranded DNA exodeoxyribonuclease activity. NCBI's taxonomy places the organism in Eukaryota, Metazoa, Chordata, Chondrichthyes, Myliobatiformes, Dasyatidae.